UCCAGUUAUUGAACCCCAUGGGCCCAGCCCGCCAACUGGCCGCAUUCAUCAUCCACGAACAACAGCUAUCUAUAGCAGAACGACACGGCAUAUAGACAGUGUCAUACUUCCAACAAACAACAGACGAGUCUCACAUUCACAGGGCCUAGAAUAAUAGAUCGACCAUAGCAAUUCAACACACGCCCAUGCGUAAUGAUGACUCCCACCUGUACCCUGCAGCGACCGGACCAGUUACUAUGAUAGCUAUUAACCCACAUCAACGGCGGUAUCAGCCAACGUGUAACAAAAGCGCCCUAAAUCAGGCAAGGAAGAAGUAUACAGCCCUGUCAUCUGACACGAGGAUUUUUUUUCUCUCUCUCUCUCUCACUCAUCAACCCCGAUUAAAGGAAUCACUUACUAAUUAUAAUACCCCCAUUUGCUUUUUUUUCUUUUUCCUCCUUUCCCCCUCAUUUGUUUUUCCUAGAACCAGGUCUCGGGAAUCUGCCAACGUUGCACAACGGAAAAACUAAUCUCAACUAGACAACUAGUAUACUCUAGACCCUACACCUGUUCAUGUAUAUUAUGUACAUAUGUACCUAGAUGGGUACUUACAUGAGUGGUGGGGGGUGUGUGGGU
Aspergillus eucalypticola CBS 122712 is the source of this 615-nucleotide messenger RNA. RefSeq lists its product as uncharacterized. Bases 186 to 509 code for a protein of 107 amino acids. The transcript is spliced from 2 exons. The record is from RefSeq and is a predicted model, not a curated record. Lineage: Eukaryota; Fungi; Ascomycota; Eurotiomycetes; Eurotiales; Aspergillaceae.